Molecule: messenger RNA, 2576 nt
Organism: Panthera uncia (snow leopard)
Lineage: Eukaryota; Metazoa; Chordata; Mammalia; Carnivora; Felidae
Gene: BMP10
Product: bone morphogenetic protein 10
Exons: 2
Coding region: 212-1486 (424 amino acids)
Biological process (GO): BMP signaling pathway; SMAD protein signal transduction
Cellular component (GO): extracellular region
Molecular function (GO): cytokine activity; growth factor activity
Source: RefSeq, a predicted model, not a curated record
CUAGGCCCCUAUAGGGGAUUUUGUUAUCCAAUUACUGCAACCUGACUUUUGAGGGGAGAGGAAGAGUGGUAGGGGGAGGGAGAGAGAGGGGAAGAGUUUCCAAACUUGUCUCCAGUGACACGAGACAUUAACGCGCUACAAGAUAAAACUGCCACUUAGAGCCCAGGAGAGCUAAACCUUCCCGGGUUGGCCUGGGGGCUUGAGCAGAGUCAUGGGUUCUCUGGCCCUGCAACUGUGUGCUCUCGUCUGCCUGGUGGUUCACUCAGUUUCUGGCAGCCCCAUCAUGAGUCUGGAGCAGUCGCCUCUGGAAGAAGAUAUGCCCCUCUUCGAUGAUGUCUUCUCAGAGCAAGAUGGUGUCGACUUUAACACAUUGCUGCAGAGCAUGAAGAAUGAAUUCCUCAAGACACUGAACCUCUCCGACAUCCCUUCGCAGGAUUCAGCCAAGGUUGACCCACCAGAGUACAUGCUGGAGCUCUACAACAAGUUUGCAACAGAUCGGACCUCCAUGCCAUCUGCCAACAUCAUUAGGAGCUUCAAAAAUGAAGAUCUGUUUUCCCAGCCAGCCAGUUUUAAUGGGCUCCGAAAAUACCCUCUCCUCUUCAAUGUGUCCAUUCCUCACCAUGAAGAGGUUAUCAUGGCUGAACUGAGGUUGUACACGCUGGUGCAAAGAGAUCGCAUGAUCUAUGAUGGAGUAGACCGAAAAAUUACCAUUUUUGAGGUACUAGAGAGCAGAGGGGACAGUGAGGGUGAAAGAAGCAUGCUGGUCUUGGUGUCAGGGGAGAUCUAUGGAACCAACAGUGAGUGGGAGACUUUCGAUGUCACUGAGGCCAUUAGACGUUGGCAAAAGUCAGGUUCAUCCACCCACCAGCUGGAGGUCCACAUUGAGAGUAGACACGACGGAGUUGAUGAUGCUGGCAGGGGACAACUGGAAAUAGACACCAGUGCCAGGAAUAAGCAUGUCCCUUUGCUUGUCGUGUUUUCUGAUGACCAAAGCAGCGAGAAGGAGCGGACAGAAGAACUGAAUGAAAUGAUCGCCCAUGAGCAACUUCUGGAGUUUGACAACUUGGGCAUGGACAGUUAUUCCAGCGGACCCGGAGAAGAAGCUUUGCUGCAAAUGAGGUCAAACAUCAUCUAUGACUCCACUGCCCGCAUCAGAAGGAAUGCUAAAGGAAACUACUGCAAGAGGACCCCGCUCUACAUCGAUUUCAAGGAGAUUGGCUGGGACUCUUGGAUCAUCGCCCCACCUGGAUAUGAAGCCUACGAAUGCCGUGGGGUUUGCAACUACCCCCUUGCAGAGCAUCUCACACCCACAAAGCAUGCGAUUAUCCAGGCCCUGGUCCACCUCAAGAAUUCCCAAAAGGCUUCCAAAGCCUGCUGUGUGCCCACCAAGCUAGAGCCCAUCUCCAUCCUCUACUUAGACAAAGGCGUGGUCACCUACAAGUUCAAAUAUGAAGGCAUGGCAGUCUCUGAAUGUGGCUGUAGAUAGAAGAGGAGUCCUGUGCUAAUUUAAUAACUGUAAAUGUGUAUAUUUUGUGUUCCUAUUUAAUGAGAUUAUUUAAUAAGAGUGUACAGAUGAUAGAGGCUUGCUGCCUUAGGGAAAUGGGCAGGUCAGUUUGUUGUAGGAAAUGCAUGUUUUGCUAAUACAAUAUCAUCCCUUCCAAUAUGUUUUUCUUUGGACUUGCCAUUUCUUGUCAAUGCCAUUUCCAAUAGCAAGUGGCAAGCCACACUAAUUGUCCUCUAUGUCAAUUUGAAAACAACAGGCCCUAAGCAGAAAUAGAGUGUCAGUGAUAGAUACUCGUGUAUGUAUAUGUGUACAGAGAUAAACUUACAAAAUUCUCCUGGUUCUAUAGAGGUAGAUUAUACUCACACAUAUGCAUGACUCAAUCAAAUGUGUAUAUAUUAAAAACUGAUGGUAUAUUCUCAGUCAACUCUUCUCUGAGUAGGAUUUAUGUCAAGAUAAUUUGCACCAGGAAUUUGACCAUCCUAUGAAGUAUGACAUUUCCUAAAUACUAUUGGAAAUGUAGGUGUAGCUUUUUUUUUUUUAACUUUUUUAAAGUUUAUUUAUUUAUUUUGAGAGUGAUAGAGACAGUGUGAGUAAGGGAGGGGCAGAGAGAGAUAGAGGGAGAGAGAGAGAGAAAGAGAAUCCCAAGUAGGCUCUGCAUGAUCAGCACACAGCCCGAUGUGGGGCUCGAACUCACAAAACUGUGAGAUUAUGACCUAAGCUGAAACCAAGAGUCGGAGGCUUAACUGACUGAACCACCCAGGCGCCCGGAAAUGUAGAUUAGCUUUUAUCAGUUGAGUUUGUGCCAUUGCUCAGGGCAACAGGACCAGGUAAAGGGUGCUGCCUGUUUAAGGAGAGGGGUUAUCUGAUACAGAAAUCAAAGGGCUUCAAGAGGCAGUGGCCUUAAGCUACAUUACCAAAGAAUGAGUCCCUGGAACACCACUGCGCUCUAGAGGGCAGCGCCUGGUCAAGAAAAAAAAAAGAAAGAAAAAACAAAGAGGGAACUUCAGGAUGUUCCUGAGAUAACAGGACAGCAAGGCCAUGUGUGUUGGCCUUUACUGCUGCAGAGGGUAGA